AUGGCCUGCAUGAGGGAGACUAUUCAUCCUGGAUUGCUUUUUGGCCCCCUCUACGGCAAUUUCACACUUCUUUCUUCUCUCCUGCUCUCUCCUCCUCCCAUCUUGCACAGCACACCCACGCUUACAACGCUUUGCCCUUGGCCGGCCCUCCCGCGUCGUUGCACAAGGCGUCAAAAGAGCUGCACCCUGAACCGGCACCACCGUCACGUUCGACAGGUGAACCUUCGGGAAGAAACUUCCAGUCUACUUCAUACUGUCCCUUCUUCCUGUACAUCUCUUGUCUUCGUCUUUAAGGUCAACUUUGCCGCCCUGUCCUACAAAACGGCGCGAAGCAACUGCACGAGAAAGGAAGACAAGAUCAGGAAGACAAGAUCAGUCCUACAAGUAGACAUCAUGAUGGUGCCUGCCGGCAGCGCCAUGGUUGAUCCGGCAUGUGCCAUUUGCAUCGCGCCGGCGGGUGAACGUUGUGGUUGUGAGGCAAAUGCCCUCGAACUCGCCAUUGCCCAGGCCGAGGAUCGAUACUUUAAACCAACUUGUAUCGAUGUCCGCUCCUGGGUCCGCCGUCGCGCGCGCGACUACAUCCUUGCAUACUUCCAUCUCAUAUCGGAGCCCUGCAAGGAUGCCCACUCGGUAUACCUCAACAUGAUCCAGGCCACCAGCUUCGCGCACUACAACGCCCCGCCAACCCCCGCGCAGUAUGCCUAUGCUGAGGCCGAGUACCGCCGCAACAUCAACCGGGCCUGGUCUAUCGCUGUCAAGCGCUACCCCGAGGUGCUCGACUACUUUUACUCUCUCGUCCACGUCACCCUCCCCGACGACGACGACCCCUCCGUCAUCGCGCCCCCCAUGGACCGCCUCAACGACCUCCGCGGUACGCAGCGGAGGGUCCUCGUCGGGCCCCGCCACGAGCCCGCCGCCCCGCGCUUCCCAAUGCCGCCCAUGGCCGGCGCCGGCCUGCCACCACACCCCGUGCCCCCGAUGCCGCCACACCCCGUCCCGUGGCCCACCCCGCCCCCGUCGCCGCACAUGUUUCCCCCGGGCUGUGGGCUGAUGCCAUGA
Molecule: messenger RNA, 1059 nt
Organism: Cordyceps militaris CM01
Lineage: Eukaryota; Fungi; Ascomycota; Sordariomycetes; Hypocreales; Cordycipitaceae
Exons: 4
Coding region: 1-1059 (352 amino acids)
Source: RefSeq, a predicted model, not a curated record